AUGAGUCACGUGGAAGAAAGAACGAAAGAAAGGUCCUCCAAGGAGUGUGUGAUGCUUCCACAGGAGCUCCAAAUAAUCAAUGAGCCAAGGCCGUUAGUGUACCUGUAUGUGCCCCGCUAUCACACCAGGGCAGCCAUUUCGCCCUCCUCCUCGGACAGGGGGAGAUCCACGCAGCACGGAGGAGCCAAUGGGAGGGAGAGGAGGACCGAGUUCCGAGAUCUCCGGGAAUGUAACGUUAACCUCCCUGUCCCAUACUCCACGUCCUCCCCCAAUCUCAUAUGUCAAGGUCCUGAAGUCCAGACCGCCCCCCCUCAACUCAUCUUAAUGCUGAAGCUCAAAACAUUCAACGAGGAGAUGAAACGGGCUGCAGAGCUGGAGCUCCACGAUCCCGCAGUCUGCAGCGUGUGUGAGCGCCAACAGGCUUCUCUGGCCUUGAACAUUUUUAUCAGGAGGAAGAAGACACAACUGCAGUUCCAAACACUGAAGGGAAGACUAAACACCCACUGGAGCUAUGGAUUUCUGUUACAGGAGUGUGAACGUUGGGAGAGUUUGGGCAAACUCUCCCAAAGCCUUUUGAUGCCCACCACUGGAUUUGGGAGGAACAACUUGGUGGAUGUGUGCGGGUCACGGCAACCUAGGGUUGCCUUAGCAACAGCUAAGGAACGUGAAGUUACCCUAGCAACAGAUGAAAUGAGGGGUUACCCUGACAAAAACGCUACAGGAACUCAUUUAACGAGACCUCACUGUGCUUUUUCAGACAGAUAGCUGCAGACAUGAUGGGCACAGUAUUAAUACAACGAAAGGUAUACUAUUGUGUUGCUGUCAAACAUAUUCCUAUCUCUAUAUUUUGACACACAGGGUAAACCCACCCAUUUACCCAAUACAUAUUUAUCCAUAUGCUGAUGGUGGUUACCCGUCAGCACAGCUACAGCUGUAUGUAGUGGUGUAAACAUAAACACAGCUGGCUUUAUGAUCACAUCACUUAAUGUGCAAAAAAACAAAUGUCUAGCCUUUGUUUUUGAGUGUAAAAAGGGACAUGCUAAUAAUAAGGUUAGUAUAAAACAUCUAUUUAUUUACUUAUCACUGUAUUAAAGUUAAACACACGACACUAUUCAGAGCAGAUGACUCUGGCCUGUUUGUGGUCACUUGAACAAUGUAAACAUUAAAAGAAUGUAUUCUAUUUAACUUCAA
Messenger RNA from Perca flavescens (yellow perch), 1191 nucleotides. RefSeq lists its product as uncharacterized. Lineage: Eukaryota; Metazoa; Chordata; Actinopteri; Perciformes; Percidae. The record is from RefSeq and is a predicted model, not a curated record. The coding region runs from base 1 to 765 and encodes 254 amino acids. The transcript is spliced from 5 exons.